This is a messenger RNA of Protobothrops mucrosquamatus (brown spotted pit viper), 2392 nucleotides long. It is a transcript of the gene BMP6, whose product is annotated as bone morphogenetic protein 6. Gene Ontology annotation, biological process: SMAD protein signal transduction. Gene Ontology annotation, cellular component: extracellular region. The record is from RefSeq and is a predicted model, not a curated record. Gene Ontology annotation, molecular function: growth factor activity; cytokine activity. Lineage: Eukaryota; Metazoa; Chordata; Lepidosauria; Squamata; Viperidae. Bases 16 to 1314 code for a protein of 432 amino acids. The transcript is spliced from 7 exons.
CACGAGAAGCGGGAGAUGCAGAAGGAAAUUCUUUCCGUGCUGGGCUUGCCUCACCGGCCCCGGCCCGCGCACGGGCUUCAGCUGCGGCAGCCGGGAGAGCCCGAAGUUGCUCUCCCCCAGCAACGCCGGCGGCAGCAGCAGCAGCAGCAGUCGGCGGCCCCGCCGGGCAGGCUGAACUCCGCGCCCCUCUUCAUGCUGGAUCUCUACAACACGCUGUCCGGCGAGGAGGAAGCGGCGGCGGCGGAAGGAGAGGACGAGCAUCGCGGCGGCGGCGGCGGCGGCGGCGACACCCGGCACACCUCCACUGCGCGACCCCUGCAGCGCAAAACCCUCCUCGCCCACAACCUGGGCUCCCCCGGCAACCCUAGCCUGGCUAGCUCGCAGGACAGCGCUUUCCUCAACGAGGCGGACAUGAUCAUGAGCUUCGUCAACCUGGUUGAAUAUGACAAGGAAUUCCUGCCUUAUCAGCAUCAUCACAAGGAGUUCAAAUUUAAUUUGUCUCAGAUUCCAGAAGGAGAGGCCGUUACCGCUGCUGAAUUCCGAAUCUACAAGGACUGUGUUUUUGGAGGCUUUAAAAAUCAAACCUUUCUGAUUAGCAUCUAUCAAGUAUUGCAAGAAUAUCAGAACAGAGAUUCAAACUUGUUUAUGCUGGACACCCGAAUAGUAUGGGCCUCAGAAGAAGGAUGGCUAGAAUUUGACAUCACUGCUACUAGCAACAUGUGGGUCAUAAACCCUCAGCAUAAUUUGGGACUCCAGAUGAGUGUGGUGACUAGAGAUGGUCUCAGUAUAAACCCUAGAGAAGCAGGACUAAUAGGUCGAGAUGGCCCUUAUGAUAAACAGCCUUUCAUGGUGGCUUUUUUUAAAGUGAGUGAAGUUCAUGUUCGGACUGUUAGGUCAGCACCCAGCAGACGCAAGGACCAGAGCAGAAACCGCUCCACACAACCACAAGAUGUUUCCAGGACAUCCAGUAUCACAGAUUAUAACAGCAGCGACCUAAAAACAGCUUGCAGAAAGCAUGAACUUUAUGUUAGCUUCCAAGACUUGGGAUGGCAGGAUUGGAUAAUUGCACCAAAGGGUUAUGCAGCAAACUACUGUGAUGGAGAAUGCUCUUUCCCUCUCAAUGCUCAUAUGAAUGCCACAAAUCAUGCCAUUGUGCAAACUUUGGUUCACCUAAUGAAUCCGGAGAAUGUUCCUAAACCAUGUUGUGCUCCUACAAAACUUAAUGCAAUUUCAGUUCUUUACUUUGAUGACAAUUCCAACGUCAUUUUGAAAAAAUACAGGAAUAUGGUGGUAAGAGCUUGUGGGUGUCACUGACAAAGUAUCUUUACAAGAAGCAGCAAAAGGAAAAUCUAAUGCUUCUGGAACAGCAUUUGUGCCUUCAGAAGGAAUAAUGAAAAGCAAAGAAUUCUGUUACUACUUGUUAAAUAUUUGCACAGUAAUUGCUUUUUGAUCUUAUAGUUUUAAAUAGGCCAGAGCAAGUUAUAAAAUAUGGAUCCUGUGAAUAUAGACUGAUCUGACAAAAGCAACCUGAUGUUUCAACUACAUUUCAGUCUUACUAAACAAGCGUCCCUCACAUUUUGGAUAAUAUCUCAAGAAGAAAACAGGAAUCUAAGGAAUAAAAAGCACAAUUUUAACUUGAAAUUACAACCACAUAGAAGUUAACAAAACUAUCUUUGCUUACCCUUAAGGCAUAAAAACCGAAUAUGUGAGAUCCUGGAAACUACUGCAAGAAAAUGUCUUCUGUUUUGAUGAACUGUUUCACUUAAAUUGCUUCCUUUAGAAGCUAAAGACAGCUUUUAUACACUAUCCUUUCAAAUAAAAAAGAAUUGGUCAUAUGUCUCUUAAUAAUCUGAUUAGGGCAACCUUCUUUGAGCUACCAUUUUGGGGACAAGGGGUUGUUUUGGAGGCAAGCUUAUUAGACAGAUAGGAAGAUGCUUCUGUGUUAUUUUCAAAGGCAUUUCCUACCGUUACAUCCUAUUGCUAAUCCUAACCAACUUUCCUAGUAUUUUGGCACCAUGACCAAAUGUGCACAUGAACCCAGAAUCUAUUCCUUAGACAAAAAACAUGUAACUCCACUGGACAUAUGGAGGAACUGAGAAGUUUCAAACUACAUGUUUUUCCAAAAAUCUGGUUUCCUCAAAUGGGAAAGAAAAUGAAUCAUACUAAGUUUACUAAAGAAGAGACACUUACCCGAUUGCUCUUCAGAAUAAUGUAAGUUGACAAGGUGGAACUGAGGCAAAGCUGCAGUCAGAGAAGUAGAACUGCUUUACAUUUACUCGUAAUAAUGGGGCAUAUCCUUAGUUUGAGAAAAAUACAUUCAAAUGGUAUAUGAUACUUAUUCUAAUGUCAGAUUCCAGAUAAAUGCCCAGGCAAAAUUUCAACAAAGUGCACU